Molecule: messenger RNA, 930 nt
Organism: Aspergillus lentulus
Lineage: Eukaryota; Fungi; Ascomycota; Eurotiomycetes; Eurotiales; Aspergillaceae
Source: RefSeq, a predicted model, not a curated record
AUGGCAGCUGCUCAGGUUAUUUCGAACUCUGGUCAUGAUGAUAUGAUUCACGACGCCGGAUUGGACUACUAUGGCCGCAGAUUAGCAACAUGUUCGUCGGAUAAGACAAUAAAGAUUUUCGAGAUCGAGGGGGAGACACAUCGCUUGGUUGAAACGCUGAAAGGACACGAAGGUGCGGUGUGGUGUGUGGCAUGGGCUCACCCUAAGUUUGGCACGAUUCUGGCCUCUUCUUCGUACGAUGGAAAAGUGCUUAUCUGGCGUGAACAACACCAAAAUACGACAUCCCCCGUUGCAGGCAGCACCUGGACAAAGGUUUUCGAUUUCUCCCUCCACACUGCGUCGGUGAACAUGGUGUCCUGGGCUCCACACGAGAGCGGAUGUCUCCUUGCUUGCGCUUCUUCAGACGGGCAUGUGAGUGUCCUCGAGUUCCGCGACAACAGCUGGACUCAUCAGAUCUUCCACGCUCAUGGAAUGGGUGUGAACUCGAUCAGCUGGGCCCCGGCAGCGUCUCCCGGUAGCUUGAUCAGCUCGAACCCUGGUCCAGGUCAGCAGCGGAGAUUCGUUACCGGAGGCAGUGACAAUCUGCUGAAGAUAUGGGAUUACAACCCGGAAAGCAAGACUUACAACCUCAGCCAGACAUUGGAAGGCCAUUCGGACUGGGUCCGUGACGUCGCCUGGUCACCCAGCAUUCUAUCCAAGUCUUAUAUCGCCUCUGCGUCUCAGGAUAAGACUGUGCGGAUCUGGACCUCUGAUGCAUCGAAUCCCGGCCAAUGGACCAGCCAGCAGCUGGAAUUCGACACUGUCCUGUGGCGGGUUAGCUGGAGCCCUAGUGGAAACAUCCUUGCUGUAAGCGGAGGGGACAACAAGGUCAGCUUGUGGAAAGAGAAUUUGAAGGGACAAUGGGAGAAGGUAAAGGACAUUGAGGAGUAG